Molecule: messenger RNA, 2848 nt
Organism: Echinops telfairi (small Madagascar hedgehog)
Lineage: Eukaryota; Metazoa; Chordata; Mammalia; Afrosoricida; Tenrecidae
Gene: MUC15
Product: mucin 15, cell surface associated
Exons: 5
Coding region: 379-1380 (333 amino acids)
Source: RefSeq, a predicted model, not a curated record
GCCUCUGAAAGCCCAAUGGCUGGGCUUUUUUUAAGGACUUGGUGAGGCGAUAUCUCAAGCUGACAGCUGAGAAGCAGGUCAGUCAGGUUCUCAGGCAUUCUAUUAUACAAGCAGUGCACAGCCAGCCGCGCCUAAUUUUGUUUCUCUGGCACCCUCUCGCUCAGUGUGACUCUGUCGCAUUUAACCCAUCUUUUUUCGCUAACACUCAGCAGUCAUUGGGACCCGGACCACAGUGAUCAACUGCUAUGUUUUAGCUCCUGUGUGUCAAACCCUCUGAGAACGGAAGUUCUCAGUUGGCAUGGAUUUAAUUCUGACACAUGGCACAGUGCCCCGAGGCACGGUCAGCUACUUUUUAACCAAGUCUCCAAAGUCGGUACAAUGUGGACCUUAGCAAAAGUUCUGUUGGUAUCAAGUUUGUUUAGUUUACUACUAUUUGGAACCUAUGGGAAGGAAUAUUCAGAAUUAAGUAUAACAAACAGCAAUACAGAAGUCUCAAAAACAGUUGGACAUGAAUCUAUUCCUUUGGAAACUGGAGGAAAACUCGUCGAAGAAAAUAAAGGAACCGUCAAGUCCAGCACAAGUAAUCCCUCUGUGUUAGAUCCAUUAAAUGAAAAACAUGCCAAGGAGACUUUCUCCAGCGACUGGUCAACAGACAACUCUUCCAGGAUUAUAACAGCGGCAUCUACACUCUCUACAAGUCCUCCCUUGAUCCAUAGCUUUGUUUCUAAACUGCCUUUGAACUCAUCUGACAGAGAUGAGCAUUCUUUGCCAGUCUCAGUACCUGCCAAUGCGACAUCACCUUCUGUACCUUCAGAGAUGUUCACGUCGCCGAUGACUACUUUGACCAGGAAUCACACAGACAACAGUUCCAUGACUGUUAGUAUCCAGCCUCCAGUACCAACUACCAGGUCUGUGACUCCCUUGAUAGUGGAACCAACCACCUGGCUUCCCACAACCAAUGAUAGUUUUGCUGGCUUUACACCCUAUCCAGAAAAGACCACUGCACAACCCACAGUAAAGUUUAUGAAUACUUCAAAAAUCCUUUCAAAUACGGCAGACCCCCAAGAAGAGAAUAGAAAUACAGGAGUAGUGUUUGGGGCCAUUUUAGGAGCUAUUCUGGGUGCUUCGUUGCUUAGUCUUGUUGGCUAUUUGUUGUGUGGCAGAAGGAAAACUGAUUCGUUUUCCCAUCAGCGGCUUUACGAUGACAGAAAUGAACCAGUUCUUCGAUUAGACAAUGCACCUGAACCUUGUGAUGUGAGUUUUGGGAAUUCUAGCUACUAUAAUCCCAGUGUGCUUGAUUCAUCUAUGACUAUGGGCCGAGAGCGUGCACAGGAGGGCAUUCCUAUGGACGACAUACCUCCACUUCGGAUCUCAGUAUAAAACUAAGGGGGAAAAGCCUUCAGAUAUCCAGUGUUCCCCGACAUUUGGCCCUCUCCUAAUCCACCCACCGAAAGAUGAUGCAGGAUCACUGUUACGUGGAUUAUGCAGAAGAGCCAAAGCAGGAGUCUAACACAGAAGCACACAGAAAGAGAGACUCACCAAUGGGUUUCUUUUCUUACGUUUUUUGGCUAGGCUACAACACACAUUAACUAACACUCAUGAGGACUGAUCUGUAAUUUAUUAAGAAGUGAUGUUCAUGGAAUCGGGUAACACCGUAAGAUUCUACCACGAGAGCCUUGUUAAAAGAAAGCCUUGAACGACAUGUAGGGACUUUUUGUUUGUUUGUUUCAAACAGAAACCAACGUUUGAUUCUUCAUGAUUGCCAUUCUUUGGGCAGGCAUACUUUUGACUAGGUAUUAGAAGGAUUAUGUUAUUUUUGGUUUACACUGUUACAGAGGAUGGAACAAAGUUCUUGUUAUUGGUGGAAUAGGAAACAGGAAGGGAGAAACCAAUAUUCCAGGAUUUGUUUUUCAUUUUUCUGCGUGAUUCCAUACAUAUGGUCAGCUUCUUGGGGCUAUCAGGUUGCCAACGAUUUUAUAGGUAACUGACCCAUGGUAGAGAAGCCACUAACUGGUAAGGUAAUAGUUUCUCUAAAGAGUUCAAAUGGUAUCAAAUUCUAAUCUGGCUGUAUACAUUUUAAGUUUCAACUUGAUGCCUUAAAAAAAAAGCAACUGAGAAACAUGGUGACAAAAGUGAGGCAUUGCCUACCCUUGCACAUAACUUGUUAGAUUCAGGAUUUAUUUCAUAUUAGACAUUGUUUAAUCAUAUAUGGAGUAUAUUCUGGGCAUCUGAAAGUAUGAAGUCUGGAGGUUCAAAAAAUUAAAAUGAGACGUAAGCAAAGAAACAAACUUAAAACUGGGGACCAAAAUUUCUCAACAACCCUGUGACCAGGAUUAAUGCAAUAAGGUUAAUUUGGAUUCUAGUAUGUUUCUGUUUGUCUUUAAUGACUAUUUGCUUUUAGCACGAAAAGCAUGCUCUCUAGUUUAUAGUAAUGUCUAGGGCUUUAGAGACUAGAAGACUCAAUCAAGAGAUACACUCUCAUAGAAAUGACACAUGUGUAUAAAGGGUAAGUACCAAGCAAGGGAUUUGAUUGCUAAAAUAAUACAUGAUGUGUGUGUGAGAGAGAAUGUACGUGACAGAGAUAAUGACAUACAUAAUAACCUCAGCAAAUGAGAACUAGCAAGUAAAUAAUAAGACACUUACCCCAGAUUGCCAUAAAAAUAGCAAAGAAGACUGUUCCUCCAUUAUCAAACAAAUAGGUCACCUUAAUGGGAAACAGAAAGGUUAGUUCCAACAACACUGGAAUCAUCCAAUAUGAACUGUUAGCACUUAGGCACUAUGAUUCCCCCCAAUGGAAAUAUGUUAUUUGAUCAUUUGUAAAUAUAAGAGAUGAUAUUCUUUAAUGAAA